AUGAAGCGGACGGCUGGAGUGGCCAGGCACAAUGGCCUCGUCUCUCCGCUGGGGAACAACAACUCCGGAGCUUCGAGCAUCGUAUCACCGCACAGAGCCGCUAGCAUUCCCGCUUCUGCCGACAGCGGUGCCGGCGGUGGGAUGGACGGCCUGGUGGAUUUCUCCAAAGGCCUCGUCGUCAAAACCGAACUGGUGUGCAAAUGGAUUGACCGAACUUCUUCGAGACAGAGGCUCGGGCGGACGGCGACGACCGUCUGCGACCAAACUUUCAGCUCCAUGCACGAGCUGGUGGACCACGUCACCACCGAGCAUGUAGCCGCGGGGCUGGAGAGCCUCAGUCACGUCUGCAUGUGGGACGAGUGCCUGCGCGGCGGGAAGGCUUUCAAAGCCAAAUACAAACUCAUCAACCACAUCCGCGUGCACACCGGAGAGAAGCCGUUUUCAUGCGCGUUUCCCAACUGCGGCAAGAUGUUCGCCCGCUCCGAGAACCUCAAGAUUCACACGCGCACUCACACUGGUGAGAAGCCAUUCCAGUGUGAGUUUUGCGAGCGACGCUUCGCCAACAGCAGCGACCGGAAGAAGCACUCACAGGUCCACACUGCGUCUAAGCCCUACGACUGCAAGGCACUUGGUUGCACCAAGUCCUACACCCACCCCAGUUCCCUGCGCAAACACAUGAAGGUUCACGUCAAGAUGUCACCUACCUCUGAACCCCAGGACCCAUAUGACUCCAUCCCUCAUCAACUACAACAACCUCAUCAGGCUCUCCUCGAGCCCCUCAACCUUAAAAUGAACCGUCUCUCUCCAUCACUUGCCAACAGAAAUUCAGAAUUUCCACUUCUGACUAAUCACGAACUAGGUAUUAGCUCAGACAGCGAAGUGGACCAUAAGCUGCUGCUGCGAAGUUCCUCCCCAAUGGCAAUGCCUCUGGAUCUGUCUUUGUCGGGCCUGAAAAAUCAGCUGGCCCAGAAGCAGCAGAGUGGAAGGACCCCACGUAGGAGCCAGCGCUCAGUCAACCCAGCCUUACCUCAGUUGUCUAACAUUAAAGAGUGGUAUGUCUGUACCAGGACUACAGCACCACACUUUCCUCUACUUCACCCAGACCACAUCAAAUCAGAACCUAGUGAUGACGAGGAGUACGUCACGUAGGAUGGAGGGACUGGUGAAACUGAAGGUUCACAACAGACCUCAUACGUUCACAGACCCAGGUCAGGUCAAAUGAUGCUCUUUGGAAUCAUAGUUUCUGUUAUUUUCUAGAACCAGUAGCUGUAUGGUUCAGCAUCAGUGGCACUUCUAAAACGCAGGAGGGUAUGAUCCGAUGGAUGGCUGUUCCACCGUCUCAGAUACAGAACUCGGCUCAGACAUCAUCACCAUCUGUGGACCAAAAGGAAUGGCUCAGAAAUGCCGCAAGGGACAAGAAGAAUUCUAUCACUAUGAUGAUCAAAUGAAACGUCUGAAAAAUAAUUGCAAGUUAUCUAAUCAGUGUUAGCUAGCUAACCUGAACUAACAAAGGGGAUUAUUUUGUACAAUUGAACCAGAGAAUGUUGGUGACUGUUGUGCUAGUUGUUAAAGAAUAUAAAGAGAGUGUGUGUGUGUACAUCAUGACCCCUCUAUAGAGACAGAUUUUUGACCAAUUUAUCUUCGACAUCCACCUAGAUGAAGCAAUCUCAAGGGCUAAAUUGACACAGAUGGAACGUGGGUAUUGUGAAUCUGAGCUCACAAUAUUAUUGUACAAAUGGUAAUAGACCGGGCGAGUGAAUGCCUUUGUAGGCCUCAGUAGGCUUUAAGCAAACUAUGUGGUACAAUGUGAGAAAGUUACAAAGUCUGUUGGAGGCAGCUCACUGUGCUGUCAGAAAUUGUCUCAGAUGCUGUUUGGCAAUCAGACCAGAUCUUUGUUUGACGCAAACUGAGGCCUUCACUUAUAACCCUUGGUAGUAACUUGCUCAAAAGUGUAUUAUGUCACCACAGUCUAUUCUAACACAGCAUCCAGCAGUAAAGCUUGAGAUUUAAGACAGUGGGAUCCCCUUUGUACUGAUCAAGUUUCCUUAACCUCUUCAACUCUAUGGACCUUUCAGAAAGUUCAUCAUGGAUUAAUGUUUACACUCCACUUCAAUUCAAUUCCCCAAGGUUUCCAAAAUGACCAUUUAGGUCAUUCACAUAUUCCUUUAACAAAAAUUGUGUAUUAAAUGAUGCACAACCCAUCUAGUAUUUUUCCUUUGAUCAAACAUGCAGCCAUAAAAAGUUCGGAUUUGAAUAUCCAGUCAAUGUAAGCAUCCUGUAAGGUAAAUGGAUCAAGAAAGUGCAAUGUAUUGUCUAAGAUUGCGGUGGAAGUUGAAAAAACUUAUAAUUUAUUAUUUGAAGAGAUCACUUUAAAUGCUUGAUAAAUGAGUCAUGUGCAUUAUCCAUCCACCAGUAGGUCAUUUCAAGCUGGACAUGAAAAUGAGCACAUCUGAAAUGUCUCCAAAAAUCCUUCAUUGCACAGGAAGACGGAUGCAUGGAUAAUUUGUGAAAAAAAUCAGACAGUAUAUUUCUAUCUUCAAAAUAAAUUUGGCUAAGAGGGGUUCAAACAAAUCAUCACAAGCUAAUUCAUUUGGAAGUCAAGAGCAGAGAGGGUAGGUGCAAGUUUAAGGGUAGAACUGUGUCAUGGAUGUUUUUAUUCUAAAGAGCAAUGCCAUCUACUCGAGCAGCUUGCAUCAAUUGACAUGGUUGGCGUGGUGGAGCAAUGGACUGCACUUUCACAAGUAAAGGGUCAAGGGUUUGAAUUCUCCAGCUGGGGCCUUUUUGACUGGAGUUCCAAACAUGCAUACUAAAUUACUACUGGUUGUUUGUCCAUUUGUAGCCCAAUGCUGGACUGGUGUACCAUACCUUUCACCCAAUGUGAGGGAUCGGCUCCAGCUCUCUGUGACCCUGUCAACAAUAGACUGGUGGGAUGGCAUGCGCUUGAAACUACAACAGCUCAAUAAAAUCCUUUGCAUUUGACCUGGAAGUCAAGUUUAGUUACAUGCUUCCUUCUAAAUUGCAUUUGAUAAAAAGUAAAGAGCCACGUAUGGAAAACAAGCACGUUAAGACCUUUUGACAAUAUCCAUUGCUCAGAGUACAUUCACUGAACCACUGGUUUGUCUUUAUGAAAUAUAGGAGACAGAUGACCCAUUAAACUUCUGUGGAUAUCAUCCUGUAACCCUUUAAUGUUCCACCUCUAACACCCUGACCCCAUGAUAAAGCAACACAAAAUCAUAAUCAACUUGUAACUAAAUGAGUCAAUGCGAAGGGAAAAACAAUUCAUUACACUGAACUAAGCUUCCUGCCCUUGUUGUUGAAUAGAGAACAUUUGAUCAACCAUUUUAUUAACCAUCCAAGAAGGGUUGAAUCAAGGGCAACUGUGUCUGUUUACUGCAACUUAUAGAUUUACAUCCCUCAUCCAAGAGGCUUCCUCAGUUCUGACUGAUCGGUGACGAGUUUAGGUAUUCAACCUCUGCAGGGUUGUUAUCAAGGCCUUUACAGUCAUCAGAGUCAUUGGGGUCAGAGCAGGCCAAGUGUAAUCGACAGUUGGAGAUUUUAGAGUCACAUGUGGCAAAGUGGGAAUCUCCAGGGAAGGGAUAAAAGAGCAGCAUUGUUGGUUGGAAAUAAGUGUUGUUGUAGACCUCCUCCACUGUUAAAGGAAUCUAUACACAAUAUGAUCAUUGUUGUUGUCCCUCCUUUGUUGAACUUGCAUGUAUUUAAGGGUUGUUCAGUCUCACCAAAAAUACAGGUCCGUGCAUUCCUCACUGCAAUGGACUGUAUAUCAGAUUGCUUUUGUUUUCUCUGGAUGUGUGGUUUUUGAGUUUUUAUUUUGUGUGAAAAACAGGGAUGUGAUGAUAUUUUUUUUAAAGAUUCCCCUGAGGUUCUAAGAUUCCUCUUUUCAGUGUUGUGUUAUUCCUUUACUCAACCCUUCCUGGAUAAGCAUGGCCUGGAUGUCUGAGAAUCUCCAUAGAAUUUUUUUUUACUGUACAGUAAUUUGAUUCUUUAAACAGACUUCUGAAAACAGGUGAGAAGACUUUGUCUGUCUUUUUACAUGACAACAACGCUCAUAAGGCUUAAGAGAACAAUACUUUAAUGAUGAGUUAAGUGUAAGUUCAGGAUAUUUUUCUCAAAUAUAACUGAAGAUCAUCUGAUACAAAUUGCAAGCUCUCAGGCACAUCUGCAACGAUUUAGACCAAGAGAAGUUCCAGACUGAUUGGUUUGGGUGCACUACUGUUCCACUAACUGAACUACUACGUAAAGUCAGGGUCUCCACAUAAUUCAAGCGAGCUAAAUUAAUCCAUGUUUAGAUUUGUGAUUAAUUAAUAUCAGACAUGAAGUGGAUAUGCCCUACCAGCUCAGACUUCUUCACACCAAGGUGCUUUUAAAAUUACCAUAGACUGAUACUCUUUUUCACCACGGACCAAUCUUUAAUCUGCAGGACUGAACCCUGUGACACAAUUGUACCCCAAACCUGUUGACCUGUGAUAUCUUAUGUCCAUCAUAUUAACUAGAAAAGGUAUUGGAUACAGGUCAGACAGUGUAUUUGCACCUAAACCAGCACUCAAGUCUUUAUGAGUGCCGUGAAUUUGGGUGUCAGACUUUUAAUGUGAAGGAACCAGCCCUUCUACUUAAGAUUAAAAGUCAGAGCUGUAAACAGACUGAACCAGCAGUAUGUGAGGUAACAAGAACAUGUUUUGUUUUUUCUAUUAAUAUUUUAGAGAAGGUGCUGGCUCAAGUCUCAAGGUCAUUUAAAAGUGAGUAAAAUUGCAUUUUACAUCCACUGGUUUACUGCAUGAGUCAUGUGCAGUCUUCAAAGAGCAAUAAAAAAGUGUGAUGAAUUUCUCAUGAAUUUUCUCAUUCAAAAGAAAAUGUAAUUGGUUAAAUAAAUCAUUUAAACCCUAA
This is a messenger RNA of Pleuronectes platessa (European plaice), 4902 nucleotides long. It is a transcript of the gene zic2b, whose product is annotated as zic family member 2 (odd-paired homolog, Drosophila) b. The record is from RefSeq and is a predicted model, not a curated record. Gene Ontology annotation, cellular component: nucleus. NCBI's taxonomy places the organism in Eukaryota, Metazoa, Chordata, Actinopteri, Pleuronectiformes, Pleuronectidae. Bases 1 to 1149 code for a protein of 382 amino acids. Gene Ontology annotation, molecular function: RNA polymerase II cis-regulatory region sequence-specific DNA binding; DNA-binding transcription factor activity, RNA polymerase II-specific. The transcript has 2 exons. Gene Ontology annotation, biological process: regulation of transcription by RNA polymerase II; central nervous system development.